Messenger RNA from Marmota monax (woodchuck), 2486 nucleotides. It is a transcript of the gene Mpzl2, whose product is annotated as myelin protein zero like 2. Gene Ontology annotation, cellular component: membrane. Gene Ontology annotation, biological process: cell-cell adhesion. The record is from RefSeq and is a predicted model, not a curated record. Lineage: Eukaryota; Metazoa; Chordata; Mammalia; Rodentia; Sciuridae. The coding region runs from base 322 to 966 and encodes 214 amino acids. The transcript has 6 exons.
GGUCAGAUGAACUGAAAAGUCAAGAGAGGACUGCUGAGUUUGGGACCUUUGUGCAGACGUGUUCCCAGUGUGGAGGGUGGGACGGAGGAAGGGAAGGAGGGCGUUGAGAGGAGGCCCCACCUUUCAUUCCAGCACAGUGCACCGGCGGGGCGGGAUGAGUCACGACUGGCUUGCUCCGGAGCUCAGAUUCCCGUAGGUGAGGGACCGAGACUCCCCUCUCGGGGAAAACGCGGCGCCCGCUCUUCCCGCACGGAUCUUGGCAGGUGCUAGAGCCCUGGGUCUGCCCGGUCUGGUCUCUGGGACCAGGGCUGGGUUUCCCUCAUGUAUGGCAAGAGUCCUGCGCGCCUGGUGCCUCUCCUCCUUGGCUUACAGCUCACAGCUCUUUGGCCUACAACAGCUGUGGAAAUUUACACCUCUGGGGCAGUGGAGGCUAUGAACGGGACAGAUACUCGGUUAAAAUGCACUUUCUCCAGUUUUGCUCCUGUGGGUGAUGCACUAACAGUGACUUGGAAUUUCCGUCCUCGAGAUGGGGGGCCUGAACAGUUUGUAUUCUACUACCAUGUGGAUCCCUUCCCACCCAUGAGUGGGCGGUUCAAGGACCGGGUGGUCUGGGAUGGGAACCCUGAGCGGUAUGAUGUCUCCAUUCUUCUCUGGAAACUGCAGUUUGAUGACAAUGGGACAUACACUUGUCAGGUGAAGAAUCCACCUGAUGUUGAUGGGCUGGUAGGGACGGUCCGGCUCAGCGUUGUGCACACUGUACAGUUCUCGGAGAUCUACUUCCUGGCUCUGGCUAUUGGCUCUGCCUGUGCACUGAUGGUGAUAAUAGUAAUCGUGGUGGUCCUCUUCCAGCAUUUCCGGAAAAAGCGAUGGGCUGAAAGAGCUCACAAAGUGGUGGAGAUAAAAUCAAAAGAAGAAGAAAGGCUCAACCAAGAGAAGGUCUCUGUUUAUUUAGAAGACACAGACUAACUUUCCUAGAUGGAAACAAGAUUUUCAAGAACAAGAACCCUAGAUACAUGAAGUUAAUGGAAGUUAAUGGAAACCUUUCUUUGGCUUUUCCAGUUGUGACCUGUUUUCCACCAAUUAUGCAGCACAUACCCAUCCAACAUCUUCUGCAGGCAACACAAGACUCCUCUUGAGCAGAUACCAUCAGACUCACAUACAAUCUUAUUAUUAAGGUUUUAUUUAAUUUCAGAGUGCAAAUAUUUUUCAGAUGAGCAUUAGCUUUUAUAAACUAAGAAGCUAUAUUUUUGCCCUUAAACACCCCUUAUCUGAGUAUGACUUAUAUCCACAUAUAUUGAAGCCAAUCUGCCUGUCAUGACAUUUCCUUUCAAGCACUUGUUUUUUAGACCAGUAAUCUUGCUACUAAAGUUAAUGUUUAUUCUCUUUCCUUCUCACAUUUUUAAUUAAAAGGUCUCCCAGCUAUAUUUGAUUAACAUUAAAUCCCAAAUCCAAACUGUUAAGUUUGAUUUGUUUUUAAUGGCUCCCCUUAAGUAUGAGACACAUCUUGCUUUUGUUGAAUUUCUUUCAGUAUUCCAGGUGAAUACAAAAAAAAUUUUGUUUUGUUUUUGUUUUUGUAAUUAAUCCAAGGUUUACAAUAGUACAAGUCUAAAUCACAGUGACUACAAAAAGUUACAUAAAUUCUAAUACAUUGGCAAAUGCCACCUCAGGAUGAAUCACUUGUCAAUUUUUUUCAACAGUCUAGGUCUUUCAUGAGCAAUGACUGUUUUGCUUACUAUGUUUUUUACCCCCAGUUAAAAUAUUAAAAUAGAGCAAAGCUAAGUUCAUUUGCAGACUGAAAUCAUUAAGCAGUUUAAUAGAUGUAUUUUGAAAUAGUCUAUUACAAUUCUUAAAAUUUAAAGAUGGUGAAGAAAGGUCAACACUAAAUGAUGAUAAUAUUGUACAAUAUUGUGCAAAGUUCUGAGAACUGGAAGAAAUUAUUUAAAUUUUUCUUUUUCUUCUUUUUAGUUGUAAGUCACUUGCUUAUUUUAAGGAAGAGAGAACUGGGUACAUAGCAAAGAAAUAUCAAAACUAGUUUAACUGAAUGAAACAAACUUUAUUAUUUUCCCUUAUGUUGGUAAGUAAAACAAACUUUGUAAGUGGGCCAUGGAAAUAGAGGUCUCUUUUAAAAAGUGUCUAGACAGCCAGUGUCAAUUUUGAAACUAAAAGUUAGAUCUGAAGUCUAUAUUACCUUUAAUUCACAUUUUACAUUUUUCUUCAUAAUUAAACUUUGAAAAUAUUACAACUGGAUAUUUCUUUAAACAGACAGACUGCAUGUUCUAUAGUUAUAAUGAAAAAGUAGUUAAAAACUCAUGGAGAGUUUUUCCAGCAAACUUGUAGCUUGUGUCUUGGCUAAAUACUCAAGGAGUAAUAUAGCAUGUUGUUUAGUGUCUCUUUCCUAAAGAGAACUUUUGUAUUGUAAUUUAUUUUUUAUUAUGCCUUAAAUACCAUGUAAAUAAACCUUUAGUAAUAAAGAAUUAUAAAUGAAA